CGCGGCGCCAGCCUCAGCCCCCGCAGAAUGUUCUCAUUGCCCCGCGGCUUCGAGCCCCAAGCUCCAGAGGACUUGGGGCAGCGGAGUUCGGCAGAGCUGGGGGAGAUGUUGAAGCGCCAGGAGAGACUUUUGCGCAACGAAAAAUUCAUUUGCAGAUUGCCCGACAAAGGUAAAAAGAUCUUAGACACUGUUGCCAAACUGAAAGCUGCCACUGCAGAGCGUGAGGAGGUUAGAGGAAAACGUGAACUGUUUCGUUCUGCUAGUUUAGACUGUGAGGUAAGGCAAAAAGUAACUGCAGGAGUUGAUGUGGAUAUGGAAAAGGCCCAGAGUUCUGACCGAAUACUUGAUACUUCAUCACCAGUUCAUGCCUGUUCCUUUGUAGAUAACAUCAAAUCAUCUAACACAACCUCAGAAAAACAGGGACUUGUACAUCCUACUCAAAAAGGUGAUGAAGAGAUUCCAGAGGCUGAGUACACAGUCAACAAGCGCCCAGCCUCCCACAAGAGAUUCAGGGGAUCUUCCUCACUUGAAGCAAGAGAGCAUCUCCCUCAGCAUUGUGUUUCAAGUCAAGCAGAAGAUACUUCCAGCAGUUUUGACAACCAGUUUAUUGAUAAGUUCCAAAGGAUCACAGUUGCAGACCAAGGUACACAUCACUCGGAAGAAAACACAAGUGCUGAAAACUUGAUGGGCCUUCGUGAUAGGACUCCUAAGAAGCCCCAUUACCCGGAAGUGUUAGAAAUGAGAGCCAAAAAUCCAGUGCCCCCACCACAUAAAUUUAAAACUAAUGUGAGAUGCAAGCAAAGCUCGCAGCACAAAAAUUAGCUGAAAGACUGAAUAUUAAAAUGCAGAGUUAUAAUCCAGAAGGGGAGUCUUCAGGGAAGUACCGAGAAGUAAGAGAAGAAGAUCAGUCCUCUGAUGAUGAAUUAUGAAGAUGGGCAUUGGAAUUAUCUCCUAAAUCUUCUGCUCUU
Messenger RNA from Ictidomys tridecemlineatus (thirteen-lined ground squirrel), 968 nucleotides. NCBI's taxonomy places the organism in Eukaryota, Metazoa, Chordata, Mammalia, Rodentia, Sciuridae. The record is from RefSeq and is a predicted model, not a curated record.